UUUAAUCGCUUGAUCUCAUUCGUGUUAAUAUAAAAUAUUGUGUUUCAUUGGCAGAUUGAAGGAAGUGCAGCAAAAUUCCAAAUAUGAGGAUAUUCCUAGCGUGUACAUUGUUGGCGGUGUCAACAUUAGCCGAACCUCCUGUGGACAAUAGAUACCUGCCGCCUCAGCAGGAUUUCAAUGGUGGCUUUUCACCCCCGUCGCAAAGCUAUGGCGCCCCUAGUGGCGCCCCCAGGCAAACGGAUGCCGUAUUUGGACAACGCCCAUCAUCAACGUACGGUGCUCCCAACUCCCGUUCUUCUCGACCUUCCAACCAAUAUGGACCUCCACAAGGCAGACAGCCGUCCAGCCAAUACCUACCUCCUCAGGGCAGGGCUCAACAACCCUCUAACCAGUACGGGCCUCCAUCUAGCAGGGCUCAACAACCUUCGAACCAAUACGGCCCUCCACAAGAUAGAGGUCCCUCUAACCAAUACGCACCUCCGCAAUCCAGAGCUCAACAACCAUCUAGCCAAUACGGCCCUCCUCAAUCCAGAGCUCAACAACCAUCUAGCCAAUACGGCCCUCCUCAAUCCAGAGCUCAACAACCUUCUAGCCAAUACGGCCCUCCUCAAUCUCGAUCUCAGCAGCCUUCUAACCAAUACGGAGCUCCUAACCAAGACAACCAAUUCCGCUCUCAACCUUCAAGUCAAUACGGUGCUCCUGCGUUCGGCCAAGCCGCAUCGUCUAACCAAUACUCUGGACAGGGCAGAUCUCCUUCGAACCAGUAUGCUAGGCAACCGUCUACUGAAUACGGGGCGCCUAAUGGUGGUCAGCAAUUUGGUCAGGGUAACUUCGGAGACGCUCAGAGCAGGCAGUACCUUCCUCCCGAUGCUAGAGGAGGAUAUGGUGGUGAUGAUGAUGGCAGCAAUGGGGAGCCAGCAAACUACAGCUUCGAGUACAUGGUGAAAGAUGACGAAUCCGGCAACGAUUUCGGGCACCGCGAGUCCAGGAUGGGUGAUCGCGCUGAGGGCCUCUACUACGUAUUACUUCCUGAUGGCAGAAAACAGACCGUUGAAUACGAAGCAGACCAGGACGGUUACAAGCCAAGAAUCUCCUACGAAGACACCGGCGCCGGGGCGGGCGCCGGCUAUGACUCCAACGCUCAAGCUUUCGGACAAGAUGGCGGCUACAAUCAAAAUGGCGGAUAUUAAGCUAAACUUUGGUAGAUGUUUCUGCAAUUCUUCUAUUCAUCUCGCUUUUAUUGUGUGUAAAAGAAUGUGUUGGGUAGGUGACAUUGUAAAAAUUCUAUCUAGCUAUGAAGUCCAAAGUAAAACACUGUUUUUAUUAUUAAGCAUUUAUGUUUGAUGCUGAGUAAAAGCUGAGAAGAAAAUGUUGGCAUGUUAUGUGUCCUCAAUUGUACAUAAUAAUUUUCUGUCAGUUUUGUUAUUUCCAUAUGUAAAUGUAUAGUGUAACAAGACUGACUUGGGGACACAAACUUUGCUUGACUCAAGUUUCCAAAAAUAAUUCUUAACUCGAUCAAAAAUGAAUGCGUUAAUGAAUCUAACAGCGUUUUUAAAAGUAGCACUUUCUGUUCAAGUUAAAAAUGGGAUUGUUUUAUGGCUAUGAAUUGAACAAGGAUCAAGGGAAAUGUAUACCUAGGGAUGUUUAGAUUCGCAGAUUAUUUCUAAUUAAACUUUUUUAACUUUUUAGGAAUGGUUAUACUUAUAUUGUGGGGGGUUUGUACGUCGUAUACCAUGACAAGAGAUGUUAAAGAUGGGUGAAUAAGUAGUUCAAGAAUAACGUUUUUCUAUUGAGUAUUUUCGAAAGUUGUACCGUACCUACCCUUUUUUAACAGAACGGUAGAGCUAAAGUAGAAAAGUUAUUAUUUAAUAAUUUUAUUUGAAUGAAUAUCGACGACUUAAGCUAUGUCAAAGGACAACGAGCCAUAUUACGAGAUUAUUAAAGUACAAAAUACUUUAGCGUAGUAUAAUAUUGUAAGUGAUGUGAUAAUGCACAAGGAAUCAGCACCAGUCAUAUGUUAUCGAGCUUUAGUUUUUAUAAAUACUAGCUUUUACUUAAACUUGUUCUCUUUCUGACAAAAUAAUUGUCCAUAAUGUA
This is a messenger RNA of Cydia splendana, 2097 nucleotides long. Its product is annotated as pro-resilin-like. The transcript has 7 exons. The coding region runs from base 84 to 1190 and encodes 368 amino acids. Gene Ontology annotation, cellular component: extracellular matrix. The record is from RefSeq and is a predicted model, not a curated record. Lineage: Eukaryota; Metazoa; Arthropoda; Insecta; Lepidoptera; Tortricidae.